UUCUCAGUGAGGAGAUGGCGGCUAUCUCUCUCACUCAACUCCUCCAAAACUUCGCCAAUGGGUUCGCACAUAUUUUUGCUCGUGUAAGUGGACAUAUGCAUAAAAAGAUGGCUCUUGUGAGUAGAUAUGGGCAUAAAAUCAUCGUCUUCCAUCUGAGCCCCUUCUGGAUUCAGCUUUCUUAUUUUGUUUCUCUUGCCAUGCUGGGUUCUCUGAUCAUGAUGAAACUCAAGCCAAGUAACCCUGCCUUCAGUCCUAGCUACGUCGACAUGUUAUUCAUGUCCACAUCUGCAGUGACGCUCGCAAGUCUUGGGAGCGUCGAGAUGGAGAAUUUCUCAAGUUCUCAAAUCGUCGUCCUCACCCUUCUCAUGUUCUUAGGAGGGGAGAUAUUCGUUAGCCUGAUCGGCCUUCUGCUGAGAAUUAAAGAUGAUGGGUAUGGCGGCAUUAAUCCAGACACUGCUCAUAAUAGAGUUGAUCCAGUCGUGCCUGAACUCAACCCUAUGGAUCCUUCAAAUGCCAUCGAUUGCGUCGAGGUGGGUCCUACAAUUAUAUGUUCGGAAACUUCUCUGAGUGAUGGCAAGGAUUUGAGGCUUCGUUCCGUACGAUAUUUGGGUCAUGUGUUGUGGUUUUAUCUUCUUCUGAUUCAUGUCACCGGCUCUCUAUCGAUUUUAUCCUACAUAGCUUCUGUUACAAGCGCAUGGGAUGUGUUAAAGAGAAAGGGGAUUAAUGUUUUCCUCUUCUCCUUGUCUACUACCGUUUCUUCAUUUGCGAAUGCGGGCUUCAUACCGACAAACGAGAACAUGGCGAUCUUCAAAGUGAACCCAGGUCUCCUACUACUAAUAAUUCCUCAAAUUCUCGCCGGCAAUACGCUGUUUCCUCUGUUCCUCAGAUUGGUGAUAUGGGCCUUGAGGAGGUGCACUGGAGCUGCAGAAUUCGAGUAUCUGUUGAAGAAUUAUUCAAGAGAGAUCGGCUUCCGUCAUUUGCUUCCUAACUUAUUGCGAACUGCUUUCUUGUCUCUCACUGUUCUUUCAUUUACAGCAACCAUGGUUGUGCUUUUUUGCUCCCUCGACUGGAAUUCGUCGGUAUUCGAUGGAUUGAAUUCUUAUCAGAAAAUCAUCAAUGCAUUAUUUAUGGCAGUGAAUACCAGGCAUGCCGGUGAAAACUCCAUCGAUGUCUCCCUCGUCUCUCCAGCAGUUCUGGUGUUCUUCAUCGUUAUGAUGUACCUUCCAUCUUCCACAACAUUUUUACCCGUUCAAGAGGAUGAUACAAGCUCCGCGGGAAAUAAGAAAAACAAUCGAAGAAGACGGUUAGUGGACAACAUAAUAUUAUCACCUCUAUCCUACAUCGUCAUCUUCAUCAUUGCCAUCUGCAUCAUUGAGAGAAGGAAUCUAUCCAGCGAUCCACUCAACUUCUCCGCUUUGAACAUAACCUUCGAAGUGAUGAGUGCAUAUGGAACUGUGGGGCUCUCAACGGGCUAUAGCUGUGCACGAUUGCUGCAACUACAUCCUGAUGUCAAAUGCCAAGACAAGUUAUAUAGUUUUGUUGGGGCAUGGAGUGAUGAAGGGAAGCUGAUUUUGGCUUUCGUCAUGCUUUAUGGAAGGCUUAAGAAGUUCAGCUUGAAAGGUGGUAAAGCUUGGAGGAUAAUUUAAGCUAUGAUCUCCACAUGCAUUUCCUCUUUCCCACAGACGAUCGAAGAAGAUCCGCACAGAGAAUGGCCCAGAGGUAUUGAAUUGUGGAAAAGCCAGCAAACUCUACCAGAAGAAUAUUUUUUCUUGGUAGGCCCAGUCACUGUGCAGAGUACAUCCGCGAGUGCCCGGACGAUCACCCAAGUAGUGUUCGGAUGGCACCAAUUGCAUUGAAUGUACUAGAGAACAACCAAGAUGGAAGGUUAAAGAAACAGGGCAACGGAUGCUCUUUCCGGUGCACUCAGCUGACAUCAUAAUCGAUUGACCGGUCUACCCUCUAAAUUCAACAACUUUUUUCUUUUUUCUUUUUUAAAAAAAAAAAAUCUGAGAGAAGUCCAAAGUGUCUGUACAUUGUAAUGUUUCCAAGCAUGUGAAUGAAUUGCAAGAUUCACAAC
Messenger RNA from Elaeis guineensis (African oil palm), 2077 nucleotides. RefSeq names its product cation transporter HKT2;1. NCBI's taxonomy places the organism in Eukaryota, Viridiplantae, Streptophyta, Magnoliopsida, Arecales, Arecaceae. Gene Ontology annotation, cellular component: plasma membrane. The record is from RefSeq and is a predicted model, not a curated record. Gene Ontology annotation, biological process: monoatomic cation transport; transmembrane transport. Gene Ontology annotation, molecular function: monoatomic cation transmembrane transporter activity.